Owenia fusiformis is the source of this 1320-nucleotide messenger RNA. The record is from the annotation of a GenBank genome assembly. NCBI's taxonomy places the organism in Eukaryota, Metazoa, Annelida, Polychaeta, Sabellida, Oweniidae.
AUGUUUAAUCAAACAGCAGAUCAUAUAAAGGAGGAAAUAUUUCUUCAUUUAGAAGCUUUCUCUGAAAUCUACAUGGAGUUUGUUCCAGAAGGUGAAUCUUAUUCUAAAGUAGUACAAGACCUUGGAUCAUCCUGGACUGCACUAGCAGAAGACUUGGAUUGCGUUUUGGACAUUUUAGAAUUAGAUCUUGACGAAGCUGAUGAAGUUGACGAAGUUGCGACGAUUCGAGGCAAACAGGGAACAAAGAAAAAGACAUCAACUCAGGGAGCAAAAAAGAGAAAUACACUUAUAGUAAAUCCUCUUCCAAGCUUAAAAGAUCUUCAAAGUAAGGCAGGGGGAUGUUUUGAAAGAGCUAUAGUGAAAAUAUCAUCUGACCCCAUGGCUAAAGCCUAUCCUAGUGGAUCAAGAGCUGAUGUAGCUGUUACCAUUGCAACUAAGCUUAAAGAAUUACCAUUUGGUGAAUUUCCAAGCGUACUUAUGAGCUUCCUUUACCCAACGCUCGAUUCUUCAAAAUCAGCUCAACUUAAGGCAAAUAAGUCUUUUAACAUGCUGCAGAGCUUACAUCAGUGUAAAAUUUCUAAAGAAGUUACCAAACUCUUUAGUGAUUUUUAUUCCAACAUAGGAAUUGAGUAUAAGGAUUCAUUUUUAAGCAUCAAAAUUAUUGAUGAAAUGUUCAAAGAAAUAUGUUUCCAAGUCAAUUCUUCUAUCAAUCUGCCAUCAACACUUCCCAGUCCCACAGACCUAUCACUAUCACAAGAUGAAGAGAGCACACUAUCCUACAUUUCUGGCUUCAUCCCACACUCAUUAAUCAAACAGUUAUCAAAAUCUAAAGGACGCAAUUCUGAAAUACUAGUAAAAUGCCUGAAUUCGUGGAAGGUUAAGGAUGAGGAUGAUCUAAACCCUUCAGCUGAACAUUUUGAAACUUAUAGAAAUAGUUGGACUGCACAGAUUAACCGAGGAGGACUCUUUAUUGUCAACUCCUCUGUAUACUCCUUCUUCAGACAAAUAGAACUUAUAGUAAGAAAAUCACUGAAUGUCUCCAACGUUGUCCGUUUGAAUAGUUCAAACAUAGACCAACAUAUCUUAGAGGAACUUUCAGUUGAUGAAAAUGUACAACAGGCAUGGGGUGAAAUAACAGAACAUAUUUUUGAUGACAGUUUGAAUACGUUGUUGAUGAAGAAGGUCUUGUCUAAGUUUGUUACUCUUAGAGCAAAGUCAUUUGUAAAAUUUUGGAAGAACAAGUUAGAAGACAUUGACCGACAGGGCACACAUAGUUUGAGAGCUGUACUCAGUGCAAGUAGAAAGUCAAAGAAAAUGUAA